Messenger RNA from Candidula unifasciata, 321 nucleotides. The record is from the annotation of a GenBank genome assembly. NCBI's taxonomy places the organism in Eukaryota, Metazoa, Mollusca, Gastropoda, Stylommatophora, Geomitridae.
AUGGCGACACAGACAUAUGUCACGGAUUUGCAAGUGAUGAAUUCGACUGCUGUGCAGAAUGGAACUGUAGUGAAAACAUCUGCAGCCAACGCUCAAGGUGGAGGCCAGCAGGGACAGAAGACUACCACAAUCAUCCAGCCGGCUCAAGCACACACUGGCCAGCAGUUUAUUGUCACUAGUAAGUUGCUGCUUUAUAACUGUCAGAUUAUAGUUUUUUAUAAACAUUAUUUGUCAUCUCUUGUGUGUUCUUAUCCAUAUCUCUGCCUCCCUUGCUUCUUCUUCGGUCCUUCUGUCAGAAAACUUAUAUCAGGAGGCCAGUAG